This is a messenger RNA of Yarrowia lipolytica CLIB122, 1098 nucleotides long. RefSeq lists its product as uncharacterized. The record is from RefSeq and is a predicted model, not a curated record. NCBI's taxonomy places the organism in Eukaryota, Fungi, Ascomycota, Dipodascomycetes, Dipodascales. Gene Ontology annotation, biological process: intra-Golgi vesicle-mediated transport; cytoplasm to vacuole targeting by the Cvt pathway. Gene Ontology annotation, cellular component: COG complex.
AUGGAUCUGCUAUUCGAUACCCUGACACAAGAUCUGCUGCCGUCUGAAGCAGCUGUUAUCAAAAACGACCCGUCUGCCGUGACAUACCUCGAGACUCUGCGCCACUUGUCAGCAGGAGACGCAGGAGACGAGUUCGACAAGGAAGCCCAAUAUCUGGAAACAUCAUACAACAACAAUGUCAAAACCCUGGCUACUUUGGCUGAAGGAGGACAUCGACAGUUCUUGAGUGCAGCUAAGAACCUCAGUGGAUUUGAGCAGGAAUACAAGUCAUUUAGUGCUAGCUCGAGCAAAGCAGCUGAGCUGAAAAUCGACGCGGAAAUCCCUGCUCAGGGAAACCAGAGAGAUACGCCAGCUCUUCUGCUACGAAACAUUGACAAGGUGAGCGAGAUUCUCGAACUGCCUACUCUCACACGUGCCUGCGUGACUAAUGGACUCUAUUCAGAAGCCCUAGAUAUCGUCGGACAUGCCAAGCUGCUGUCUUCUCGAUACCCCAACAUCAAAAUCAUUCAGAAGUUGCUGCAGGAGGUGCUCUCUGUGCAGUCUCUGCUUGUCAACGAACUGCUCGCCCAACUAACCAAAACCGUCAAACUGCCACAAAUCAUCAAAACCAUUUCAUAUCUGAAGCGCCUACCUCCUUUCAGUGACCUGGCAUCUGCAACAGAGUCAACCAGAGCACUGCAUCAGGUGUUUUUUGCCUCGCGCAUUGCCUACAUCAAAAGCCAAUUGGCUGAUAUUCCCCAUAAGGACGCCAGUGACAAGUACCUCAAGCGAUACAUCGAGAUUGUGAGAGAACACGCCUUUGCAACCAUCACAAACUUCCGUCUGACAUUCACGGACUCUGGUAACGAGUCUGCUGGCGAAUUCCUCCGAUGCAUUGUUCUCCAGCUGAGUCAGCAGCUCGAUGAGCACUUACCCAACCUCAACGAGACACAAACCGCCAACAUUUGGCUGCAGUUGGCAUACUGCUCUCAGUCAAUGGGCAGAGUGGGGGGAGAGUUUGGUCAGGUGCUCGUGGGAUUGGUAAAGGACGAGAACGCAGAGAAGGAAUGGUCUGCAGCGGUUGAAAAGCAGAAGGAGAUUUCUAUUAGCAUUGCCUAA